GGAGGCGCGGGCGGGGCCGGGCGUGACCCGGAAGCCCACGGCGGGUUCCGCCCCUCGCUCGGGGAGAGGCAGGCUCGGACCGGCCCACCGAGCUGCUGCCGCUCUUCGCGCCCUCCUCGCCGACGCCAUGCUCCAGUUCCUGCUUGGAUUUACUUUUGGCAACGUGGUUGGAAUGUAUCUGGCUCAGAACUAUGACAUACCAAACCUGGCUAAAAAACUAGAAGAAAUUAAAAAGGACUUGGACGCCAAGAAGAAACCCCCUAGUUCGUGAGGCGGACUCCAGCACUGCCUUCUGGAUAUACCGGUUCUGCCGUUCUUGAGGGCCUCCUUACCAUCUGAACCAAAAGCUUUUGUUUUAAAUCCCAGCCUCAACAAUUUUCUUGUUAGAUACUUCAUUGCCUGAGAGCACAGAUGGGGCCACAAGUUAAGAAUCACCCUUGUCCAACUUCCUCACCUCGUCCCUUCCUCCUUCGAGCCACUUGAGACGGCCUAAGACUGGGAUUAUGGUGCUAGAUUAGUAAACGUGACCUCUAAUUAGUAGUCUCUCCUUUAUUCUUUGGAAUUUCUACUCUUUUCUAAAGAAAAAUUGAUGAGUUUUGUAUAGCCAAUCAGACAUAAGUAAUGCUGAUUUCACAGUUUAGCAGUUAUAAUGGGUGUUUAAACAUUUGGUAUUAAAUUAUAUUGUUUUAAAGUCAUUAAAAUUAAAGCCCAGAAGCCAGUUACUCCUGCAUUAUCCACUUUGUACUGUUUUCAGUCAGCUCCAUAAUUGCUAAUUUAAUCAGUAAAUCAAUUUACUACUCAUUAACUGAGAAACUAUAUUCUGAGAACCCUGUCAGGAACUAGGGAGUUUAAAAAUAUGUAAAAUAAUGGUCUUUGUCCUCCAUAGAAUUCAUAGUCUAAUAUGCAUGUUUUUCCUUAAUCAUGUCUUUGAUUUGGCUCUUUUCCCUCAAAAGAAUCCUGCUUAUUAUCUUAGGGGAUCACAGGUGCAUUUGACGUUACAUGGUGGAUAAAUGACAAGUUGUAAAGGAAAUUUUAUGCCUCUUCACAUUAAAAAUGUAUUUACAUUUUACCUUUAUAGCGAUUCUCCUAAGAAACUUUGAGGGUUUUUUUUUUUUUUCCUGCAAUCAGAAAUCACCAUUGUGUGUUGACCCAUAAGUAGGGACAUCUCUAAGUCCCUCAUUCAGCAGGAAGAUGCUGCUGAAGAUGAGACCUCCACCAACUUGCCAAAGAUUUGUCAUUGUCGAUCUGUCAGGGUGGAACAUAGAGGCCACUUUUAGGCAACAGGCUUGAGCAGUAGAAACCCGAGCAAGGCAAAAGGGCCCACAGUGACCACCGAGCUGAUGCAAACAGGCUCAUUAAGCCAUAGACCCUAACUGACCAAUGGGCUACUUAAAACCAGUCACAGUCCCUAAGAUUGCCAAAAAAAGGGAGAAUUCCAUAGUCCUUUACUUUGCCCUAUAACUAUAGCCCCUCACCACCACCUCUUGGCACUCUCCUUUGCUGUCCUGCCUGUUGCUCCCUUGCAGUGCAUUCAGUAAACUUCUAUUGCUUAAAAAAAAAAAAAAAAAGGGAGGGAGGGGGAAAGAGAAAGAAAGAAAGAAAAAGAAAUCACCAUUGUAAUUUGUCAAAUGUAUAAUUAGUCCAUUUUUUUUUAAAAUCAAAUAAAAUGUUUGUAUACAUCACUUUUCCCCUGGGUCAGGAUACAAAAGUGAUUCAGAACAGAGGGCCUCUCAUACUCCAGUCUUUCAGCUCCUAGUUCCUCUUCCUGGAGGCAGGCACUAUCAACAGUCUCCUGUAUACUUUGAGAAGGAUUCUCUGCCGAAACAAAUACAUGUGUAUAUGGGAGUUUUUACACAAAUCAUAAACUGUACUGAGUUCACCCCUUUUUUUUUCCCCCUUAAUGGAGAUCAUUCCAUAUCAUUAUGUAAGAAACAAGACCUCUUUCCCUUUUUUGGCUACAUGAGAUUCUGUUGAAUGGCUAUACCAUAACUUAUUUAAGCUGUUACUGAUGAACAUUAGGUUUCCUGUCUUUUGCUGUUACAGUGAUAACCUUGAAUCUAAAGUUAUUAUACGUAUCUGUGCGGAGUAUAGCUAUAAGCUAAACCCUGAAAGUGUAAUUUGCACUAACUGUACAUAAAGUCCCAUUUGAUUGUGUGUUUUGUUUUAGGGACUUGGACAGCUCACCGAUAAUGCCAUUUCUGAAGACAUUUUAGCAGAAUCAGUAAACUGGAAGAGUAAUUUAGAGAGACCUUUUUUUCAGACAGUGAUGACAUUGGUACUAUGUGAUUCUAAAAGGGGUUCUGCUUCUCUUUGGAAACAGGCCUCUCUCAUACGUGAGUGGGUUUUAUCUCUGGCAGCAUGUCCUAGUGUGUGAUACAGAUGAGCAGCCUGUUAUGGUUUGGCUUCACCCUAGAAGUGAGAUCACGGGCAAGGGGCUUAUUUUUCUGACACUUGUAUUCUCUAAGAUGUGGACUUAAUACUACCUCAUGUGGCUCACACGAGAAGCAGUUGAGAUAAUGUAUGUGAUGUGUCGCACAGUGCUUUGCAAAUUGCCCAAUAAAUAAUAGAUGUUGGUCCGAA
Ailuropoda melanoleuca (giant panda) is the source of this 2580-nucleotide messenger RNA. It is a transcript of the gene STMP1, whose product is annotated as short transmembrane mitochondrial protein 1. The coding region runs from base 128 to 271 and encodes 47 amino acids. Gene Ontology annotation, cellular component: respiratory chain complex. NCBI's taxonomy places the organism in Eukaryota, Metazoa, Chordata, Mammalia, Carnivora, Ursidae. The record is from RefSeq and is a predicted model, not a curated record. The transcript has 3 exons.